AUCUACUGCUUACUUUACCAUGAGUAGGUUCAAGUAUGAGCUCACCAGAUCAGCAGCUAGGGAUGAUGUUUCCAAUGUUGAAAAGUUGCUCCAGCAAGGGGCUGAUGUUGAUCCUGUUGAUAGAGGCAAGAUGACCCCGUUGAUGGCGGCAGCACGCUCUGGACACGCCACUGUGGUUGGUGUUCUGUUGCAAUAUGGUGCAGAUGUGCAGCACGAAGACAAGCGCAAUAAGACAGCUUUGUUUUGGGCAGUGUCCAAAGGCAAUCAGUUGACGUGUGAGAAUUUAAUUAAACACGAUGCUGAUAUUGAGCAUAUUAGAAAAGAUGGAUCCAGCACACUAAUUAUUGCAGCAAGUAAAGGUUAUAUAAAUAUUGUCAAAAUUUUACUAAUUGGAGUCAAUGGGAAAAAAAGUUUUCUAGAUCAUAAAAACAAGAAUGGCUUUACUGCUUUAAUGGAAGCUUCAAAAGAAAAUCACUAUGAAAUAGUGAAGGAAUUACUUAAGUAUAAUGUUAAAAUUGAUGAAGUUGAUUGCAAAGGGACUAGUGCUUUGUUAAAAGCAGCCAGUAGGGGUCACAGUGAUGUUUUAGAAUUGUUACUAGAUCACAAAGCUGAUUUUAAUCUUACCCAGAAAGAUGGGUUCAGUGCUCUUAUGCUAGCUUCACAACAUGGACAUUUGAAGUGUGUGAAAGCCUUACUUAAACACAGAGCUAACAUUGAUCAGGUAAAUGUUGCUGGGUGCACAUCUUUAUUACUUGCUGUAAGCUGUCGUGCAGUUGAUAGGUUAAAAAUUGUAAAUCUGUUGUUAAAGCACAAAGCUGGAGUCAACGUUUGCAAUACUGACGGAUGGACAGCUCUUAUGCUGGCAGCUCAGAUGGGUCAUGUUGACACAGUUGACACACUAUUGGCACACGGCGCUGAAUGUAACCAUACAAACAACAAUGGCUGGAACUCUCUUGGCAUUGCAGCACUACAUGGGUAUUCAGAUAUUGUAGAGCGUUUGUUGGAUAAAAAGAUGACUGUUGAUUACCUUGAUCAUGAAGGAUGGAUGCCUCUUUUAACAGCAUCCCAAAUGAAUUAUUCUGGAACUAUUCCAACCAUGGAGUUGCUUUUGCAAGCUGGAGCUGAUGUUAAUUUCAGGGACCCUCAAGGUUGGACGCCUCUACUAAUCAGCUGUGUGUACCAACAUAUUGAAAAUACCAGGCUUUUGCUAAACAAAGGUGCUAACAUCAAUCAUUUCAAUAACGAAGGUGCUAAUGCACUUACAAUUACUUUGAUGAACGGUAAUUUUGAAAUCAUGAAAUUAUUAAUUGAAAACAAAGCAGAUAUUUAUACAGCCAAUAAACUUGAAAUCACCACUUUGAUGCUGGCUGCGAGAUUACUAAAUGAGAAAAAGUUCAGAGAAUUUCUUCAGUGUGUUGAGGCUGUAAGUGCACCAAAGGUUGCAGCAGAGGGCUCCUGCACUUCUGUUAUCCCAGUGAACAAUAAUACUUUACAAGUCGCACUACUCCCAAGCUCAGAAACAUUUUUCCUAAACAACUCACACCUUGGAUUAAAUUGUUUCAUACAGCAGUGUGUUUAUUUUUUCUGUCUCUCUAUCAACAGUGGAUUAAAUUGUUUCAUACAGCAGUGUGUUUAUUUUUUCUGUCUCUCUAUCAACAGUGGAUUAAAUUGUUUCAUACAGCAGUGUGUUUAUUUUUUCUGUCUCUCUAUCAACAGUGGAUUAAAUUGUUUCAUACAGCAGUGUGUUUAUUUUUUCUGUCUCUCUAUCAACAGAGGAUUAAAUUGUUUCAUACAGCAGUUGCGGCAAGAGCUCCAGACAUUACUAAAACACACAACCAUCACCUUUCAACUGAAUUUUAUGAAGCCUGUGAAAUUCCUGCAUGUAGAUAAUGUUGAGUCUGUAACAACGGGGGAUGUGACCUGCGCAGCCUUUGACGGCAGUCGUAUAAAUAUUAAAUUAGAAGGAUCAGAAUCAGGGUCAGAAGACGACAGCUAGCCUACAUGCAAAUAACAAUUUUGUGAAUUUCUAUUAAAAUGUUUUUUCUUUCUUAAGUUCUAGUCUUUUGCCCAUUUAUAAAACUUUAUUAAAAUAGUCUUACAAGUAGUAUUGGUCUAUGUAUAUGAAACA
This is a messenger RNA of Physella acuta, 2128 nucleotides long. RefSeq names its product ankyrin repeat domain-containing protein 50-like. NCBI's taxonomy places the organism in Eukaryota, Metazoa, Mollusca, Gastropoda, Physidae. Gene Ontology annotation, biological process: protein K6-linked ubiquitination. The record is from RefSeq and is a predicted model, not a curated record. Gene Ontology annotation, cellular component: BRCA1-A complex; BRCA1-BARD1 complex. Gene Ontology annotation, molecular function: protein binding; ubiquitin-protein transferase activity.